UUAUUCAUCAUAGAAACCACAGCACAGACACGAAGACAGAGACUGGGCACAAGACUGUGACACUGUUGUCUUCAUAGAAUUACAUCAUGUCAAAAUACAAACUGAUUUAUUUUAAUAUAAGGGGGAGAGCAGAAAUUAUUCGUUAUAUAUUUGCUUAUUUGGACAUAAAGUAUGAAGAUCACAGAAUAGAACAAGCUGACUGGCCCAAAAUCAAACCAACUCUUCCAUUUGGCAAAAUCCCUGUUUUGGAGGUGGGAGGACUGAUGCUUCAUCAGAGUCUUGCAAUAGCAAGAUACUUGACCAAAAACACAGAUCUGGCUGGGAAGACAGAAUUGGAGCAAUGCCAAGCAGAUGCUGUCGUAGACACACUGGACGAUUUCAUGUCGCUUUUUCCGUGGGCAGAGAAAAAUCAGGAUGUAAAAGAACGGACCUUCAAGGACUUGCUCACAUGUCAUGCGCCUCCUCUUCUGAAAGAUUUGGACACAUACUUAGGGGACAGAGAGUGGUUUAUUGGUGAUUAUGUAACUUGGGCAGACUUCUACUGGGAUAUCUGCAGCACCACGCUGUUGGUCUUAAAGCCUGACUUGUUGGACAUCCACCCCAGGCUGGCAUCAUUGAGGAAGAAAGUCCAAGCUAUCCCUGCCAUUGCUGCCUGGGUACAAAAGAGGCCCCAGACCAAGUUCUGACACAGGCCCCAGCACCAGAUGAGAGCGACAACAGCCUGCCAGACAAUCCACACUUCUUACUACCAACUGGACUCUUUGUUGUAGUCUGCUUGCUAUGAUUGUUUUGUUUUUGUUCCUGUAGGCAUUCAGCUUACAGUAUUUUACUCUUUUCAGAACUUUGUACUUUUUAUAAUUGGAAAUAGUUCAUAAUACAUAUUCCUUUGCAUUGAUUUCAACAUGCAUGGAUG
Messenger RNA from Microtus ochrogaster (prairie vole), 913 nucleotides. RefSeq names its product hematopoietic prostaglandin D synthase (gene Hpgds). Gene Ontology annotation, biological process: glutathione metabolic process. The record is from RefSeq and is a predicted model, not a curated record. Gene Ontology annotation, molecular function: glutathione transferase activity. NCBI's taxonomy places the organism in Eukaryota, Metazoa, Chordata, Mammalia, Rodentia, Cricetidae.